Messenger RNA from Parathielavia appendiculata, 1679 nucleotides. RefSeq names its product NAD-dependent deacetylase sirtuin-2. The coding region runs from base 375 to 1586 and encodes 403 amino acids. NCBI's taxonomy places the organism in Eukaryota, Fungi, Ascomycota, Sordariomycetes, Sordariales, Chaetomiaceae. The record is from RefSeq and is a predicted model, not a curated record. The transcript has 2 exons. Gene Ontology annotation, molecular function: histone deacetylase activity, NAD-dependent; NAD+ binding. Gene Ontology annotation, cellular component: nucleus.
GUAGUGCAUGACAUCAGUUGGCGGAUUUCCUCACAUUGCCUCCGUAAGGUCCGCAGUCGAAGCUCACCGUCUUACACCUACAAUCCCUAUGUCUCACAUGCAACCACUGUUUUGUCAGUUUUGACUCUUCGCUCAACGACGCGUGGCCCUCAGGUCUCUCCGUCUUCUUCACUCGAAUCUCAUCGAACUGUGCCCCUCAAUCGCGGCACAGCCGCAGCAUCGCCAAGAUAGGCCGCGGGCAUCAAGGGCCACGCCCAAACAAGGGCAAGCAAUUCAGCGACAUUGGCGAUUUUGACGACUACGACGACUUCCCCCUGCAAGGAAAGCAACGUCGCCCCAAGUCAAAGGCCAAAGGCAAACGAAGCAGGCGCAAAAUGGGUCAAGACCAGUCAUACAUCAGCGAGGACACCCCGCCCCUGACCCUGUCGGAGCGCAGCCUCGCCGCCGUUGCCGACUUCAUCAAGUCCGGCAAGGCUCGCCGCAUCGUCGUCAUGACGGGUGCCGGCAUCUCCACCGCAGCUGGCAUCCCCGACUUCCGCUCCCCAGACACAGGCCUGUACGCCAACCUGGCCGCGCUCAAUCUGCCCGAGCCCGAGGCCGUCUUCGACCUGACCUUCUUCUGCGAGAACCCGCGGCCGUUCUACGCCCUGGCCAGGGAGCUCUACCCGGGGGCGCGCUACCGCCCGACCGUCUCACACGUCUUCAUCGCCCUGCUCGCCCGCAAGGGCCUGCUGCACAUGCUGUUCACCCAGAACAUUGACUGCCUCGAGCGCGCCGCGGGGAUCCCGCCCGAUCGCAUCGUCGAGGCGCAUGGGAGUUUUGCCACGCAGCGGUGCAUCGACUGCAAGGAGCCGUUUGAGGAGGCGAGGAUGAGGGACUUUGUGGCGAGGGCGGAGGUGCCGAGGUGUGAGAGAGAUGGGUGUGGGGGGUUGGUGAAGCCAGAUAUUGUGUUCUUUGGGGAGGCGUUGCCGAGUGCGUUUUUUGAGCAGAUUGGCAAGGCCAAGGAGGCGGAUUUGAUUCUUGUCAUGGGGACGAGUCUGCAGGUGCAUCCGUUUGCGGGGCUGCCGAACAUGGCGGAUGAGAAGGUGCCGAGGGUGCUGUUCAAUCUCGAGCAGGUCGGGUCGUUGGGAACGCAAGCGGAUGACGUGAUGGUGUUGGGGGACUGUGAUGCUGGAGUGCGGAAGCUGGCAGAUGAGCUAGGAUGGAGGGACGAGCUGGAGAAGACGUGGAGGGAGUUGGUGGGUGAGGAAGAGGCCGAGAGGCAGAUGCAGGGGGCCAAGAAGAGGGUUGCUACGCUACAAGACGAGGUUGCCAAGCUGGCGGACGAGGUUGAGGAGGUCCUGCAUAUCGACGACCAUAAGAGCAGGAAAGGGGCGGAACACAAGGGCCUCCAAGGGGACAAAGAAAGUCCAGAGCCGAGGCCUGCUGGAGAUGUGGAAGGGAAAAGGGACGCACAGACGCAGCCUGACUCGGAGCCUGAUAAACAAAACAGCCCGCCGGCGACUGGCCAGGCGGGAAACCAGAGCUCGGGGGACGGAGAAGAGGUAGUUGACUUUGUGAAAUCUCAAAGAAAGGCGGCAUUGUAGAGCGCUCAGGCUGUUUGAUAGAUCAUAGUCCAGGCAGCUGGCGAAUCGCAUCGUUUGUGCUGAUUUGGAGAGGAAUCAAAAGUCGUUUCAAAC